Molecule: messenger RNA, 1875 nt
Organism: Bacidia gigantensis
Lineage: Eukaryota; Fungi; Ascomycota; Lecanoromycetes; Lecanorales; Ramalinaceae
Exons: 3
Coding region: 1-1875 (624 amino acids)
Biological process (GO): tRNA processing
Molecular function (GO): ATP binding; ligase activity, forming carbon-nitrogen bonds
Source: RefSeq, a predicted model, not a curated record
AUGGCAAUUUCAAGCUCGGUUCGACGAAAAGCCACACAGCUCUCCAAGUUCCGAAAUCGGCUGUUCGAGACAUUUCCAGGGGAUGCACAGGGCAAUGUAGUGAAGAAGACUCGUAACGUCGCUGUAGCUGUAGCUGUAGCCGUCAGCGGCGGCGUAGACUCGAUAGCACUUGCGCUACUUUGCGCCAGAUUAGAUCGUAGUUUCAUUUAUCCAGUAGCACUCAUAGUCGACCACAAAGCACGGGAAGGGAGCACUCAGGAAGCGAUGAAGACGAAGAGUCGUGUGGAGAAACUUGGGCUUCGUGCGUAUGUGUUGACCCUCGAUUGGGCGGCUGGUGUGAUUCCGGACCAGCUUCCAGAUUUUGAGACGCAGGCUCGAAAAAUGCGUUAUCAAAUUCUUGGUGGUGCUUGCCGAGAGCUCGGUAUUAAUAUCCUGUUAACUGCCCAUCAUCGAGACGACCAAGCAGAAUCGACUAUAAUGAGUGUUGCGGCGGGCCGGUCUGGUCCAUCACUCAGAACAAUUAAGGCCAAGGGGUCCAUUCCAGAGUGCUGGGGUAUGCAUGGGGUCUACGAGAGUGGAGUCUACGACGGGGCUUUUAGAAGAAUGAUCCUGAAAUCCGCUACGAAAUCCAGCUUCGUGAGGCCGAAUCUAAAGGAGCGAGUCAUCUUUGAAGCAGGAAGUGUCAGAGUUGCCAGGCCGUUUUUGAAUUUUGAGAAGGACCAGCUGAUUCGUAUUGUCAAGAAGGCAAAAGUAGGCUGGGAAGAGGACGAGACUAAUAAGCAAGCAUGGCGUACUGAACGAAAUGCUGCCAGAAACUUACUUCGACACUUCAGCUUGCCAAUAGCACUUAGGGAAACAUCACUUGCAGAGCUGCGCUCUCGCCGUAGGCUCGUCCAAAUCAGCUUCAAUAAUCUAUUUCAUGCAAUAAAACAUCGUUGCGAGGUCAUCUCCCUCGAUGUACGGUCUGGGAUUCUCAAGAUUCGCAUGAUAAGGGCCAUAUCUCCUUAUAUAGAUCGUCCCCUGCAGGAGCUCUUCAGCCUUCGUCGUUUUGCAGCUCACAUCAUCGAAUCUUUUGUUCGCGUUGUAACAUCUUUCGAGACUGUCAAUCUAGAAAGUUUGCAAAUUGCAGCGGAGACUAUCUUCUCUGACUUUCGAUCUACUCCUCAAAAAGACUCAAAUCAAUCUAUAAGUUUUACCGCAGGUGGCGUCCAAUUCCACCGCAUAUAUUCUUCUCUCGAGAACCCUGAGCAGAUGCUUGGAGAGAUCCCUCAAUCGCCUCGUAGCGCUCUCGAUCCUGACUUUGUAUGGAUUCUGAGUCGACAAUCACCGAACGAUCCGCCUCCCUGCUUAUCUGUAUCGCCGACAUCACCAGCAAAGCUCAGAGAUAUCCAGAUCGUGACUUACACGAAAACGCAGGACUUUUUUGAACUUGACAACUGGGGCUGGUCAGCAUGGCAGCUUUGGGAUGGCCGAUAUUGGAUUCGCAUAAAGAAUGGGACUUGUCACUCGCUCCUUGUACGACCGUUCAAGCCGUCCGACAUGGUCAGGCUUAGGAGCACGAGCACAAGAAAAGAUCUGCAGCAAUUCGAAGCAUAUCUGAGAGAAGUCGCCCCCGGAAAGGUACGCUGGACGUUGCCUGCGAUUUCACGAAAUUCUGACAACAAUAUCGACCCAGACUUAGUCGUCGCCUUGCCUUCACUUGGGAGAAGAAUUCAGUCCGAGGUUUUCUCCAGAGAGAUGACACGAGAUAUAGAAUUCCAAAUUAGAUACAAAAGUGUAGCCUUGAAAUCGUCUACAACAAUCCUAGCCGAUGAUGGAUUCACCAAUAUCCGUUGGGGAAAGGACAAGACUGUUCAAUCCUGGCUAGAUGAAUGA